Adineta steineri is the source of this 1023-nucleotide messenger RNA. NCBI's taxonomy places the organism in Eukaryota, Metazoa, Rotifera, Eurotatoria, Adinetida, Adinetidae. The record is from the annotation of a GenBank genome assembly.
AUGGCUCAGGAGCAGUUCGCUAAACAGCGUUUAAUUUAUUCGAUUUUAAAAUUUCUCGAUCGAGAAAUUCAAGCAGAAUCGGUAAAUGCAGAACGUCGAGAGAGUAUUGAAGUUGCCGUCCAAUGUCUUGAAACAGCUUUUGAUGUAUCACUUGCUAAUCCACAGAAUGAUUUAAUUCGUAGUCCAACAAUAGAUCUAUUAUCUCUUGUGUCAAAUAAAUCGUCAAUGAAUGUGCCAAUAACCGAUGAUAUGAGACAACAGGCUGAUAAAUUUAAAAAUCAAGGAAAUGAAUUUGUUAAACAAGAAAAAUAUAAAGAAGCUCUUGAAGCAUAUAAUUCAGCAAUACAAAUUGAUCCUAAUAACGCUAUUUAUUAUUGUAAUCGUGCUGCUGCUCAUAACAAAUUGAAUAAUAAUGAACAAGCAUUAAACGAUUGUUUUCGUUCAAUUGAAAUCGAUUCAAAUUAUAGCAAAGCUUAUGGAAGACUUGGUGUAAUCUAUCUAUCAUUGGAUAAAGUACAUGAAGCUCUUGAUGCUUAUAGAAAAGCUCAUACACUUGAACCAGCUAAUGACAAUUAUAAACAAUCGAUUAAACUUUGUGAAGACCGACUAAAUGGAGCAGCAGCCGCAAGUAAUGCUAUGCCAAGUGGUGUUCCACCAAAUCUUUCAUCCAUGUUUGGCUCAUUAUUAGGUGGUGGUGGUGCAGCUGGCGGGGCUGGUGGGCCUGAUAUGAUGUCACUUUUAAGUAAUCCUGCUUUAAUGAAUAUGGCAUCGCAAUUUGUUCAAAAUCCACAAGUUCAAGGAUUAAUGGCUAAUUUAGUAACAAAUUUAAGUGGACAAGAAGGUGGCCAAGUUGGUUUAGAAACUUUAUUACAAACAGGUCAAAGAAUGGCUGGUGCAUUAUCAGCAAAUAAUCCUGAAUUGAUCGAAUCUCUUCGACGUAAUAUUGGUAAUGCAACACAACAAAAUAGAGAUAACAAUUCACCAUCAGAUUCAGAUCAAAACAGACCACCGCCAUCAUCAUAA